ACCGGGGCCUGGUCGCAACGAACUCCUGUUGUUUGUUGUUCUUCAUAUUGAACGUCCUUUGCGGUGAUCUGGUUACGCGAACUUAUUUUCGCCGUGGUUGCUUAAUGUGAUUGAGCGAAUUAUUUCGUCUUCGGCAAUGGCUUCAAAUGUUCCGGUCAUCAUCGGAGUAGGCGACUUCAAAAAUCGCUCUCAAAAGGUCGAAGACGCCUUUGAACCCGCUGAAUUGAUGUUAAGAGCCAUUGAAAUUGCCCUCAAGGACUCCAAAGCAUCAGACUUGUCGAGACUGCAAUCGCAGAUUGACAGCAUCGACGUAGUUCUUCCGUGGACCUGGCCUUAUCCGGACCUUGCUGGCUUGCUUGCAGGGAGGCUUGGGGUACAGGCACAGCACAAGUUCGUCAGUCCACACGGUGGUAACCAACCUGCGAAGCUUCUCGACGAGGCUGCGAGACGGGUCGCAAAGGGUCAUGUCAAGAUAGCUGUGAUAACGGGCGGGGAGGCUUUAGCUUCAUUGAGCGCAUGUGCUGCCGCGAACAAGCUACCCCCUCCAGGAUGGACGAAGCCAUCACGCAAUGUAGACAGCGUCUUUUCGCCUACUACGCGUGAUCUUGGAACUGACCUCGGUGCCAGACAUGGCAUAGGAGCCCCAAUCCAAGUCUAUCCGCUUUAUGAAAACGGAUUUCGUGCCCAUCGUGGUCAGAGUCUAGUGGAAAACAACAAAGAAUCAGCGGAGAUGUACGCCGAGUGGGCUAAAGUCGCUGAAAAACAGCCGUUUGCCUGGAACUACGGUAAACCAGCCGCGACGGCGGAGUUCAUCGGGACACCGUCGAAGAAGAAUCGAAUGAUUUGCACUCCCUACACUCUACUGAUGAACGCAUUCAACACUGUCAAUCUGGCUGGUGCUGUGGUUCUAACCUCAACGAAGCAUGCGAAGGAGCUAGGUGUUCCGGAGGAUAGAUGGAUAUAUCCUCUUGGAGGGGCUGGAACAUCCGAUGCUGAUCAUUUCUGGGAGAGGCCCAAUUUUUAUCAUGCUCCUGCCAUUUCGAGGUCGAUUGAUGCAGCGCUUCAGAUGUCAAACCUGAGCAAGGAUGACAUUGACCUUUACGACUUCUACUCCUGUUUUCCAAUCGUUCCCAAGCUCGCAUGUGAACACCUUGGUCUCCCUAUUGUUGGAUCAAAGAAACCGAUCACGUUGCUCGGAGGUCUGACUUCAUUUGGCGGCGCUGGAAACAAUUACUCCAUGCAUGCAAUCACAGAAAUGACCCGUCAAUUACGUGCCGGCCGUGGAAAGAAUGGUCUGAUAUUGGCUAACGGAGGAGUCCUCACAUAUCAGUACGUCGUCUGCUUAUCGAGCACUCCUCGUGCAACACCCUACCCGGAUAGGAAUCCACUGCCAGACCACCUCGCAAACGUGCCAGCGCCGAAGAUUUCAGAGAGUCCUAAGGGCGAGGCUGUGAUAGAGACGUACACUGUGGAUUGGGAUCGGGAUGGCAAGCCUGGAAAAGCGCACAUCAUCGGUCGAAUGAAGUUUUCCGGGGAACGCUUCGUCGCAAACCACGCUGAUGAGGCCACGCUGAUGGCACUCGCUACGGGAAAGAAAGAGCCCAUUGGUUUGAGUGGAGUGGUUAGGGAAGACUCGCGAUUGAAAGGUCACAACUUGUUCUCUUUAACGGACAGUGCGAGGUUAUAAUAUAAGCUUAGAAGCGCCAAAGUUAAAAAAUGACCAGUCCACCGACAGGAUUUGGGCUCCAUCUUACCA
Molecule: messenger RNA, 1756 nt
Organism: Verruconis gallopava
Lineage: Eukaryota; Fungi; Ascomycota; Dothideomycetes; Venturiales; Sympoventuriaceae
Exons: 6
Coding region: 137-1687 (516 amino acids)
Molecular function (GO): acyltransferase activity
Source: RefSeq, a predicted model, not a curated record